Exaiptasia diaphana is the source of this 1592-nucleotide messenger RNA. RefSeq names its product beta-1 adrenergic receptor. Gene Ontology annotation, biological process: G protein-coupled receptor signaling pathway. The record is from RefSeq and is a predicted model, not a curated record. Bases 22 to 1002 code for a protein of 326 amino acids. Gene Ontology annotation, cellular component: membrane. NCBI's taxonomy places the organism in Eukaryota, Metazoa, Cnidaria, Anthozoa, Actiniaria, Aiptasiidae. The transcript has a single exon. Gene Ontology annotation, molecular function: G protein-coupled receptor activity.
ACGUCGAGUACAACGUUGAAUAUGGACUUUAAUAAUAGUUCAGCCGUCAACAGCACCACUCACGAGCCAUCUUGGCAUGCUUCUCCAUCUGUAUUCCUAGCUAAUGGGAUUUUUCUAGCCAUUAUAUCACCAUUAACUAUCAUCUUAAACACUCUUCUGUUGUUUGCUAUCUACAAGGAUCCUUUCAAGACGUUUCAGACACCUUCAGCGUUUUUUCUUGUGGGACUAAGCACCACGGACCUUGUUCUUGGACUAAUGUUGCCGUUUCCAAUGUCAUGUUACUUUAUAGCAUAUGAUGGUGAUUCGUCUCAAACGAAUAAGUGCUUCAAAAUAUUGAUGGAUUAUAUCGGGAUAUUGGUAAAUUCUUCUAUCAACUCAUCGUUUCUUAUCGUGCUGGCAUUCACAGUUGUGCAGUACCUUGCUGUGUCAUGGCCAUUUAGAUACAAAAACCUAGUGAACAUCAAGCGUACGAUUUGCUGCAUCGUAGCCAUUUGGACUUACACCAUAAUAUUCCAACUAACCGAGACGUUUGGAGUCCAAAAAAUCAUUAUCAGCCAAAUUGAUGUGACUCUACACACUACAAUAGCCUUUAUCGUAAUGGUAACAGUCUACAUCUUGCUGCAAAGAUCCUUCAAGAAGAAAAUCAAAAAAGGACUGCGCUUGAGAGCCGAGACCUCGACGCAGAGCACAAUGUGUACACUUGAAGGUUCUCCAAAGGCCACAGCACACAAGACAAAUCCACAGAGCAACGAGAUAGAAAAACGCUUUAUAAGGGUGAACUUGUUUCUGAUUGGAUUGCUGUUUUUCUGUACACUUCCUAACUGUAUAGUAUAUUAUAUAUAUAUAUACAACUCAGAAGUAGGCAAAGAUCCUAAAUUCUUUGUGGCAAGAAUUGUUGCGGACAACGCUAUGUACGUAAAAGCUUUAGUUGACCCAUUGAUCUUUGCUUGGAGAUUGCCCAAAUAUCGUAAAGCACUGAGAAAAUCCGUCUCUAGAAAAUAAAGGGCAUUUCGUGAGGAUUGAGAUAUUCCAAGAGACUGUCGACAGAUCCUAAGAAGAUGUCUCCAAAAAAUGCCCUUUUGACCGCCCAGAAAAAAUGACAACAAUUAUCAAAACACAAGAUUUAGUAUUUUGAUGAAUAUUUUAAGGGAUUUCCAAAGAUUGUACGUGUUAGACUACAAGCCAAUUGACCACUUUUAAGGUGGAUCAAACGUUCUAGAAGAAUACGUAAUGUUCAUGAUCUUUUGCCAGAUACGUCUUCGUUGAAUUAUUGAUUGAAAAAAAAAUAACGUCUUUCAUCCUUGGGAUGUAAUUACUUGUUCUUUUCUGAGAAGGUCAAGCRAAGCUUUUCAAGUAGAUAACGUUUUAUGUUACAAAAUUAUUAUUUGAAGUGAAAAGAGUAUAGUACCUUUGUAUAUAUAAAAUACAUAGUAUAUCGCACGGGUCGUGAUAUUCAAAAAGCUAGAGCUGACAGUUUUAUUAGUAUGUUCAGCAAUGUUUAUCAAGUGUAAUUCAUGUGGGUUUCUUAGUAAUCAUCGUAAACUAUAAUCACAGUAAAGCAAUAAAAUGGGUCAUUUUGUUCUCAUUUAAUC